CCCCACCUCCCGCUCCCCGCCUGCGCGUCCGCCUUCUGCCCCGAACUUGCACGGUGAGGAGGCGCCGCGGGCGCGCUGCACGAUGGACACGUUCUGGCGGCCGGGACUGAGGCCGGGGCUGCUGGUGCUGCUGCUGGCGCUGGCUUGCCUGCGAGGAGCGCGUGGUACAAGGGUAACAUGUGAUGAAUCACAAUUUCAAUGUCACAAUGGCCGCUGCAUAACCCUGGUGUGGCGAUGUGAUGGGGAUGAAGACUGCUCUGAUGGCAGUGAUGAGCUAGCAUGUGUGAAGAAGACAUGUUCUGCAACAGAUUUUGUUUGCCACAAUGGGCAGUGUAUACCAAACAGGUGGCAGUGUGAUGGAGACCCUGACUGUGAAGAUGGCUCCGAUGAAGGCUCUGAGAUUUGCUAUAGAAGAAAAUGUACGAUAGGUGAAAUCAGCUGUGGUCCUCUAUCAACUCAAUGCAUUCCUGUAUCCUGGAAAUGUGAUGGAGAAACUGACUGUGGUGAUGGUACAGAUGAAGAAGGCUGUGCCAACAUAACAUGCAACCCUGAAGAAUUCACAUGUGCUAAUGGGCAGUGCAUCUCAAAAUACUUUGCCUGCAACGGGCAGGAGGACUGCAGUGAUGGGACCGAUGAGGAAGGCUGUGCCACUUCUACCUGUGGAGCAGGGGACUUCCAGUGCACAAGCGAAAGUGACAUCUGCAUCCCAAUUAACUGGGUGUGCGAUGGGGAAGCCGACUGCACUGACCGGUCAGACGAAUCUCCGGAACAGUGUGGCCAUCAGCCUAUCCAAACUGCGAAGUGCGGGGAGAGUGAAAUGCUUUGCGAUUCGGGGGAUGAAUGUUUUCACACGAAAUGGCGCUGCGAUGGUGAUACGGACUGUAAGGAUGGAAGUGAUGAAAUCAAUUGCCCUUCUCGGACCUGCAGACCCGACCAAUUCAGAUGUGAGGAUGGCAACUGUAUUCAUGGAACCAGACAGUGUAAUGGUGUAAGAGAUUGCGUGGAUGGGACUGAUGAAGUGAACUGCCAUGUUGUUAAUCAGUGCACUGGACCUGGAAAAUUCUUGUGUGCUAGUGGUGAGUGCAUAGAUUUCAACAAAGUGUGCAACCAGAAACAGGAUUGCAGGGACUGGAGUGAUGAGCCUCUCAACGAAUGCAAUGUAAACGAAUGUUUGGUGAACAAUGGAGGCUGCUCUCAUAUCUGCAGAGAUCUGGUUUUAAGUUACGAAUGUGAUUGUCCAGCAGGCUUUGAGUUGAUAGACAGAAAAACAUGUGGAGACAUUGAUGAAUGCCAGAAUCCAGGUAUCUGCAGUCAGAUUUGCGUCAAUACCAAACUGGGCUAUAAAUGUGAAUGUAGUCGGGGCUACCGAAUGGAUCCACAAACAGGAGUAUGCAAAGCAAUUGGAGGAGAACCAAGUCUGCUUUUUACAAAUCGUUGGAACAUCAGGCAGUUUGCUCUCGAAAGGCAGGACUACACCCAGCUCAUAGGAGACUUAAGAAAUGUGGUUGCUCUGGAUGCCGACAUGGCUGAGCAUAAAAUCUUUUGGGCUGACGUUGGACCAAAUGCAAUCUUCAGUGCCUCAAUUACUUCUAGUAACAAACCAGUGCGACAUCGCCGGAUUGUAGACAAUGUACCAAGUCCUGGAGGAAUCUCUGUAGAUUGGAUUUACAAGAACAUCUAUUGGACUGAUUCCUCCCUGAAGUCCAUUUUGGUGGCCAGCCUUGAUGGCAUUAAAAGGAAAGUCUUACUUAACACUGACUUAAGGGAGCCAGCGUGUAUAGCUGUGGAUCCACUUUCUGGCUUCAUGUAUUGGUCUGAUUGGGGUGAACCAGCCAAAAUUGAGAAAGCAGGGAUGAAUGGACUUGACAGGCAGCAACUUGUGACAACAGAUAUUGAAAGGCCCAAUGGGAUUGCACUAGAUCGUGUUAAAAAUCGUGUUUACUGGGUUGACUCCAAACUGCAUAAGCUUUCCAGCGUGGAUAUAAAUGGGCAAGACCGCAGGAUUAUAUUCACAUCCAAUGAAUUUCUUGCUCAUCCUCUUAGUUUGACAAUAUUUGAGGACACGGUUUACUGGACAGACUGGGAAAACGAAGCCGUGUACAGCGCCAACAAAUUUACAGGAUCUGAGCUGCAAACAGUAGUAAACAAUCUCUAUGAUGCUCGAGACAUCAUUGUGUAUCAUGAACUUGUUCAGCAGUCAGGGAAAAACUGGUGCGAAGAUGAGAACAAGACAAAUGGAGGCUGUGAAUACCUUUGCCUGCCUGCACCCCAGAUAAAUAGUCGUUCCCCAAAGUAUGCCUGCAUGUGUCCCGAUGGCGAUGCCCUGCAAGACAAUGGCUUGAAAUGCAAAGGUCAAAAUCAAAGCAGCCCAGUAUCAGAAGAGUUGGCUUCUUCCAGAAGUACGUCAGCAGCAUGGGCUAUUCUUCCUAUCUUACUAUUAGUAACAGCAGCAGCAGGAGCCUACUUCAUGUGGCGCAACUGGCAACAGAGGAAUAUGAAAAGCAUGAACUUUGACAACCCAGUGUAUCUGAAAACCACAGAGGAAGAUCUCUCUAUAGAUAUAGGAAGACACAGCAGUACAGUUGGGCACACGUAUCCAGCAAUAUCAGUUGUAAGCACAGAGGAUGAUUUAUCAUGAAUCUAGUCUACACUUGCAUUCUACACUUUUGCAUGGUAGCCAGGCAGUGGCUGAAGAGAUCCUUGAUGAAUGAAGGCACAGGUGGAACAAGUUCACAAAAAAAAACACUUUCAUACAAAGUUGUAAAGAUCUGUGUUCACUAUCAACUUUUGAUGGUUCUCACUGACCUGUAACCCUUGAAUAAACUAAGUAUUCCCACCACUGGCUAUGUAUAAAGCACUUUCCAAGAAGCCAUAUUAUAGUAAGUGCUUCAGAAGUACUAGCUGUAAAUAAUUGUACAGGCCCAAUUGUAAAUCAUCCGGGGAGGGGAUAGUUUAUUAUGCACUUUGGAAUAACAUUUCAAUGUAAAUUAUUGUAUAAUUUUUUUCAAUGUUUGGAAAAUGGCAAUAGGAGAAAACGGGUUACUCAAGAUUAAUUGCCAAAAAUUUGUAAACUAACUUUUGUAUGAAUUGUGAAUUUGUCCUCCCUGAACCACCUACAGGGGUGUGCAGAGGACAACUGCUCUGUAUCAGAAAUCACUGUAAAUUUCAACACUGAAAUGAAAGAGACAAAACUCUGUAU
This is a messenger RNA of Notechis scutatus (mainland tiger snake), 3199 nucleotides long. RefSeq names its product very low density lipoprotein receptor (gene VLDLR). Gene Ontology annotation, molecular function: protein binding; low-density lipoprotein particle receptor activity; calcium ion binding. The record is from RefSeq and is a predicted model, not a curated record. Gene Ontology annotation, cellular component: signaling receptor complex; plasma membrane. NCBI's taxonomy places the organism in Eukaryota, Metazoa, Chordata, Lepidosauria, Squamata, Elapidae.